This is a messenger RNA of Pistacia vera, 553 nucleotides long. RefSeq names its product antifungal protein ginkbilobin-like protein. The transcript has a single exon. The record is from RefSeq and is a predicted model, not a curated record. Gene Ontology annotation, cellular component: plasmodesma. The coding region runs from base 45 to 446 and encodes 133 amino acids. NCBI's taxonomy places the organism in Eukaryota, Viridiplantae, Streptophyta, Magnoliopsida, Sapindales, Anacardiaceae.
GAGAGAGAGAGAGAGAAAAGCUACAGAAAGAGGCACAAACAGAGAUGGGUUUUCUUCGAAAUUUAGCAUUGAUUAUUGUUGUUUUGUUUACGUUAUGCAAAAAUGUGAGAAGUGUUCCAAAUACAAAUGUGACAAGUGUCCUCUGCAACUCGGGGGUGUACACAAGAGGUGAUCCUUUUGCAAUAAGUUUAGCCUAUGUUCUUGCAGAACUAGAGACUGAAACACCAACAAGCAAAGGCUACGAUUACUACAACAUUUCUCCCUAUCCUAAUGCUUUCGCCUAUGGUCAUGCUGCUUGUAACCAAAAUCUCACAAGUUCGGACUGCACUACUUGCCUUGGUGCGGCAAAAACAGCAAUGUUUAGUGCUUGUCAAAGCCGAAUAGGGGCUCGCUCGGUGCUCCAUGAUUGUACAAUUAGGUAUGAGCAAUAUCCCUUUGAUAAUUAAAAGGCCAGGCUCCCAAUAGAUGGGACUUGAUCUGAUAAGUUUGUAUUCUUGUGACAAGUUGUGUUGUUACCUUAUCUUUUGAGUGAAAUGAUUUCUCUUUUCCUUAA